AGAUUUUAAUAAUUUUUACAAAAAUCUGAAUCUAUUUAUGCUCUCUCGCAUUACUAUAUAAAUAGCUACCAAUUCCAAGUUUGUGCCAAACAUCUCAGGUUAUCGAAGCUUCAUACACGAUUCUUCCUGAGUAUUAAUAUCAGCCCUUAGUUGAGAGUGUACAAUUGUUACAAUGGAAUUCUUCAAGAAAGAUAACUUCGUUAAAAUCACAUUAUGUUACCUUGUAAUUUUCUCAGGGUUUCGAGCCUAUGAAGUUAACUAUGACUACAGUUUCACUCAAGAGUGUUUAGCAGAUCCUCCGAAGCCUCUAUAUGGGGGAGGAAUAGUUGUGAACCCAGAAUUCAGUGAAGGGUUGAAAGGCUGGUCACUAAUUGGAGAUGCAAAACUCGAGACAAAAACAUCAAAACAAGGCAACCAUUUUAUUGUUUGCUUUUAAUAGGACCAAAAGUUCUGAUAGUGUUUCCCAGAAGCUUCACUUGGAAAAGGACAAACACUACGUUAUUUCUGCUUGGUUUCAGGUGGGCCGUGGAAAAGUUGAUGUAGCGGCGAAAAUAAGAACACUCACAGGUUUAGAACACACGGGAUGGGUUAUUGGAGAAGCUGGAUGCUGGUCUAUGCUCAAGGGUGGCAUGACGGUGAAUGUUUCAGGCCCCGCUGAUCUAUAUUUUGAGAGCAACGAUACAUCUGUAGAUUUACUGGUGGACAGCGUAAGCAUACAACCAUUUAGUCAAGAAGAAUGGAAAUCCCACCACGAUCAAAGCAUCUACAAGGUACGGAAGAGCAAGGUAAAGUUUCAAGCAAUUGACCUCCAGGGCCAGCCGUUAGCAAACGCAACCAUUUUCAUGAAUUAAAAGUUGUCAGCAUUUCCUAUUGGCAACGCAAUGAGUCCUCGCAUCCUUAAUAAUCCAGCUUACCGAGACUGGCACAAUUCCAGGUUUAAAUGGACCAUUUUUGAGAACGAACUGAAAUGGCACAUUAAUGAAGCAACCCCCGGCAAUGAAGAUUACUCUCUAGCAGAUGCCAUGCAUAAAUUUGCCAAGAAAAAUGACAUGGUAGUUCGAGGACACACCAUUAUCUGGGAAAAUCCUCGAUGGUUGCCCUCGUGGGUUUUAAACAUGUCUAAAACAGAGUUAUCAGCCGCCAUAGGCGCAAGGUUUAACUCCAUCAUGAACAGGUACAAGGGUCAGUUUAUCCAUUGGGAUGUUGAUAAUGAAAACUUGCACUAUGAGUUCUUGGACAAUAAGCUUGGGGAGAAAAAUGUGACAGCUUCAUUUUACAACAAGGCUCACAAGAUUGAUGAGAAACCUCUGCUAUUCUUGAAUGAGUUUGGUACUAUUGAGCAACACAGAGAUCGGUAUGCAACCCCGGCUAGGUAUUUACAAAAGAUUAGAAAAUUGAGGUCAAAUGGCCAUGGUGGUCCUCUGGGUAUUGGACUGCAGGGUCAUUUUGAUACUCCAAAUUUGCCUCAUAUCAGAAGUGCUAUUGAUAUUCUUGCUUCAGCCAAUUUGCCUAUUUGGAUCACAGAAUUGGAUGUUUCCACCAGACCAAACCAGGAAAUGUACUUGGAUCAAAUACUAAGGGAGCUCCAUGCUCACCCAGCUGUGAAAGGAAUCAUGAUAUGGUCACCAUGGCAACCACAGGGAUGUUAUAAAAUGUGUUUGACUGAUAACUCUUUCCAAAACUUACCUUCUGGCAAUAUUGUUGAUAAAUUCAUGCAGGAAUUGAGUAACAAGGGCUUUCAAGGCAACACUGAUUCUAAUGGUUACCUCAAGACUUCAUUAUUUCACGGAGAUUAUCAAGCGAAAAUCAGUCAUCCAACUAUCCUUUAAGUUGGAGUCCACAAGUAAAACCCUCACACUACUAAAAAAAAAGGGGAUUUUUCGACCAAAUAAUUUCGACCUCACUUUUUGGUGGAAAAAAAAUCGACCACAUGAGGUCGAAAUUUCCAUUUUUUUUUUUUAAUUUUCUUUAGGGUUUUGACCACAUGGGGUCGUUUUUUUACGGGAAAAUAUGAUUUCGACCUCAUGAGGUCGAAUUUUUUUUUUGUACAAAUAAUAAAUGAAAAAAAAUCAUUUUGGACAAAAGUAAAUUAUAUAAAUAUAAAAUAAUUAAUUAAAAAAUUAAAAAAAAAAACAAAUUUCGACCGCAUGAGGUCGAAAAAAUUAAUUCAAAUCUGCUCAAAUCUGGCUUAAUUUUUUCGACCACAUGCGGUCGAAAAGGUUCAAUAAAUAAUACACCCAGGCCGAUGAAAAUAUUUCAUCUCCCCCCAAAACUCUCUCUUCUCUUUCAAAAAAAUUUACCCUCUCUAAACUCAUCUUCCCUAAAAUUCCCACCACCCCACCAACACUGGCGUUCUCGAAGUAGGUGACGCCGUCCAGUUAAACCACCGGAGUAGCCACCAGCCGCCGCCGACUGAACAGUGAGCUGGAUCACCAUCGGUGUUAUUAAGCAAGGAGAAGUGACCAUCUGGCUCUUCAAUGAAGCGAGUGUAUCGCUUCUUGCUUCACACUUUAAUCGAAGUGGGACCUUGUCGCUUUUUCUUGAUUUGCAUUUCCGGAAACACUGAUCAUAUAAAGCUUUAAGAGAUUCCAACAAGGGAAAGAAAGUGCCAGGGCUACUACUUGAUCUUAGAGCUUCUUUAGCUUGUAUUUGGAUGGAAAUAACGAUGUGAAGCAUGCACUGUAAUAUUAGUACUUAGCUUUUUUUUUUUAAAAAGUUUUUGUAAGUGUUGUGUUUGUAAUGUGUUGUAAGGUUUCCUUCGUAAUGGUUGUUUUGUUUGUCUGUUGUUUGGUUAUUUGUAAUUUAAUAAUCUUCUUAAGCCUGACUUCUGUUUUCCUUUCGUUUUGCAUACCACAAAGUUCCCAUCCCAUAUCUUUCCCAAACAAGUAAUCUUUACAACAGAUAAUGGUGCAGUUAUUGUCUUCAAGAUGAUGUUAACGCUCGAGAGGGGUCAGGAAGUACCUUAAGAUGAAGUCUUCAAGAUUACUCACACGAGGAAGGCGAAGAACGCCGAUGGUACAGACCAAUGGAUUGAGAGACAACGUAGGUCACAAGACAACGUAGUUCAUGCUCUUGUUGAUGAGGAUAGUGGGGAGGAAUCGGAUCAUGUCUCUAACACCCAACGUUGACUUUUUUUGAUUCGUAUACUUUUGGAUUGUAAUAUUGCUAUGUUUUCUUGGAUAUGUAUAUUUUUUUUUAUGAUAGUUUUAAUUCGAAUUAGAUGUACUUUUGAAUGUGAAUUAGAUUGUAGGAAGUAGUUUAUGGAUGUUUAACUUUACGAUGUUUAAGUGUUUGAAUGUAGUUUUAAGGAUAUUUAGAAGUAAUUUAAAUUGAAACUUGAGGUUGAAUUUGAUUUUAGAAUGUGAAGUUUAUGAUUGUAGAAGUACUUUGAUGAAUUGGACAUGUUGAUGAAUUGCA
Messenger RNA from Lycium barbarum (goji berry), 3417 nucleotides. RefSeq names its product endo-1,4-beta-xylanase 5-like. Lineage: Eukaryota; Viridiplantae; Streptophyta; Magnoliopsida; Solanales; Solanaceae. Gene Ontology annotation, biological process: carbohydrate metabolic process. The transcript has 10 exons. The record is from RefSeq and is a predicted model, not a curated record. Bases 882 to 1829 code for a protein of 315 amino acids. Gene Ontology annotation, molecular function: hydrolase activity, hydrolyzing O-glycosyl compounds.